Onthophagus taurus is the source of this 1170-nucleotide messenger RNA. RefSeq names its product succinate dehydrogenase [ubiquinone] iron-sulfur subunit, mitochondrial-like. The record is from RefSeq and is a predicted model, not a curated record. Gene Ontology annotation, molecular function: electron transfer activity; 2 iron, 2 sulfur cluster binding; oxidoreductase activity. Gene Ontology annotation, cellular component: mitochondrial membrane. NCBI's taxonomy places the organism in Eukaryota, Metazoa, Arthropoda, Insecta, Coleoptera, Scarabaeidae. Gene Ontology annotation, biological process: tricarboxylic acid cycle; aerobic respiration; respiratory electron transport chain.
UAAGAAGACAGAUGAUCACUUUUUUGUUAAUAGCUGAUAUUUGAUAACUGAAAUACUUACUUCGGUUAAUUGUAAAAUUUAAUUUAAUUAAAAGAUAACGUUUCUUUUAUCCACAUUUUAACUUUGUAAGGUUGGUAAUAGCCAGUUUUGUGUUAUCGACAUGCUGUUCGAUAUAAAUUGAGAUAUUCCAAUUAAAUAAUGCUAUUCGUUAAUAAAAUCGAGUACACUUAGAUACAUAACAUGUCCAAAGAACUGCAAUUGUUUCGACUAUGUCGAAAUGGCAUCAAUCAGAUACGUACAUUCCAUUUAUCCUCGAUUUCUUAUGCAGCUGUUGUUAGAAAACCAUUAUUAAAAAAGGUUGAGGUGUAUCGAUGGAAUCCAGAUGAGCCACAUGUUAAACCUUACAUGCAAACUUAUGAGAUUAAUUUAAAUGAGUGUCCACCUAUGGUUUUGGACGCUUUGCUUAAAAUUAAGAAUGAAGUUGAUACCACACUAACUUUUCGGAGGUCUUGUAGAGAAGGUAUUUGUGGAUCAUGUGCUAUGAAUAUUAAUGGUACCAAUACUUUAGCUUGCAUCAAGAAAAUCGACCGUGAUGUUAGUAAGCCAUUAAAAAUCUAUCCAUUACCCCACAUGUAUGUUAUCAAGGAUUUAGUACCUGAUUUAAAUAAUUUUUAUAAACAAUAUAAAUCAAUAAAACCUUGGUUGCAAAGGAAAAAUGAGCCAAAAUUGGGAGUGGAGCAGUAUUCCCAAUCAGAAAGAGAUCGUGAAAAAUUAGAUGGUUUGUAUGAAUGUAUUCUAUGUGCUUGUUGUUCUGCAUCAUGCCCAAGUUAUUGGUGGAACAGUGAGAAGUAUUUAGGUCCAGCUGUACUUAUGCAGGCUUAUCGAUGGAUUAUUGAUUCAAGAGAUGAUACCAGCGCGGAAAGGUUGGAAAAACUCAAAGACCCAUUUUCAGUUUUCAGAUGCCAUACAAUCAUGAAUUGUACUAAUACAUGCCCUAAAGGGUUAAAUCCUGGAAGAGCAAUUGCUGAAAUCAAGAAACUUCUUGGUGGUAUAGCAGAGAAAGAAAAACCGGAUAUAGAACCAACUUUACUACACAAAUAAAAGGAAAAAGAAAACAAAUAGUAAUAAUUAAUCUUGUCAUCAAAUAGUCUGCUUAAAAAAUCACAAUUA